CGGGGGCGGCGCGAUCCGCGCGAUCGGACCAGCCGGGCCGAGGCGAUAGCCCUGACUUUCUCCUUGAUGACGCUGUUGGAAUUUCAUUCGGACACGCCAAGUACUCACGGCGCUGCGAUCUACCAUGGAGCCCAUCUCCCCGCUCCUGCUGGCCAGCUUUAGCUUGCCACUGGCCAAAGCCCUCCACAACAACGAGACCACCACAGCCAAUGGCAGUUGGACCCCCAGCACAUCAGGCCCCCCUGAGCCCGGUGCCCCCUUGCCCCUGCUGGCCUGGCUGCUGCUGCCGCUGCUGUGUCUGCUGGCACUGCCCCCGGCCGCCUACUUCUGCAGGUUCCGGAAGCACCGGAAAGCCGUGGUCAGCGCCAGCGACAAGAAACUACCCAAUGGGCUCUUGGAGGAGCAAGAGCAGCAGCGGGUCAUGCUCCUCAGCCGCUCCCCGUCAGGCCCCAGGAAGUUCUUUCCAAUCCCUGUGGGGCUCCUGGAGGAGGAGAUCCGUCUGCGCUCAGCUGAUGAUGGCAAACGCUUCCGUGAGGAGUUUAAUUCGCUGCCUUCAGGACACAUACAGGGGACAUUCGAAGUGGCCAAUAAGGAAGAGAACCGGGAGAAGAACCGAUACCCCAACAUCCUUCCCAACGAUCUCUCCAGGGUAGUCCUGAGCCCCGUGGAUGGGUCUUCUGGCUCCGACUACAUCAAUGCCUCCUACAUCGAUGGCUACAAAGAGAAGAAUAAGUUCAUCGCCGCUCAAGGCCCCAAGCAGGAUACAGUCAAUGACUUCUGGCGCAUGGUCUGGGAGCAGAAGGCGGCCACCAUCGUGAUGCUGACGAGCCUGAAGGAACGGAAGGAGGAGAAGUGUUUCCAGUACUGGCCUGACCAGGGCUGCUGGACCUAUGGCCACAUCCGGGUGUGUGUGGAAGACUGCGUGGCGCUGGUGGACUACACCGUCCGCAAGUUCUGCGUCCAGUCGCAGCUCCCCAAUGGCACCAAAGUCCCGAGGCUGGUAUCACAGCUGCACUUCACCAGCUGGCCCGACUUCGGGGUCCCCUUUACCCCCAUCGGGAUGCUCAAGUUCCUGAAGAAGGUGAAGGCGCUCAACCCGCCCCAUGCUGGCCCCAUCAUCGUGCACUGCAGCGCGGGUGUGGGCCGGACGGGCACCUUCAUCGUCAUCGAUGCCAUGAUGGACAUGAUGCAGGCGGAGCAAAGGGUGGACGUGUUCGAGUUCGUGUCAAGGAUCCGCAGCCAGCGCCCACAGAUGGUGCAGACAGAUAUGCAGUACACGUUCAUCUACCAGGCCUUGCUGGAGCAUCACCUGUAUGGGGACACUGAGAUGGACGUGUCCAGCCUGGAGAGGCACCUGCAGGCGCUGCACAGCCCCACCCCCCACUUCCACAAGCUGGGGCUGGAGGAGGAGUUUCGGAAACUGACCAACGUCCGGAUCAUGAAGGAGAACAUGCGGACGGGCAACCUGCCGGCCAACAUGAAGAAGGCCCGUGUGAUACAGAUCAUCCCGUAUGAUUUCAACCGCGUGAUCCUGUCCAUGAAGAGGGGCCAGGAGCACACGGACUACAUCAACGCGUCCUUCAUCGAUGGCUACCGGCAGAAGGACCACUUCAUCGCCACUCAGGGCCCGCUGGCGCACACGGUGGAAGACUUCUGGAGGAUGGUGUGGGAGUGGCGGUGCCACACGGUCGUCAUGCUGACAGAAGUGCAGGAGCGGGAGCAGGACAAGUGCUACCAGUAUUGGCCUUCUGAUGGCGAGGUCACACAUGGCGAUGUGACCAUCGAAGCCCGGAGUGACGUCCUCACGGAUGGCAUUAGCAUACGAGACUUUCUGGUCACAUGCAAACAGCCCCCUGGCCGCCAGGAGGAGGCGCCCCGCACAGUCCGGCAGUUCCACUUCCAUGGCUGGCCCGAGAUCGGGGUGCCAGUCGAGGGCAAGGGCAUGAUCGACCUCAUCACAGCUGUGCAGAAGCAGCAACAGCAGACAGGCAACCACCCCAUCACCGUGCACUGCAGUGCUGGCGCAGGGCGCACUGGUACUUUCAUUGCACUCAGCAACAUCCUGGAGCGUGUGAAAGCAGAGGGGCUCCUGGACGUCUUUCAGGCAGUGAAAAGCCUAAGGUUGCAGAGGCCGCACAUGGUGCAGACCCUGGAACAGUAUGAAUUCUGCUACAAAGUGGUACAAGACUUUAUUGAUAUAUUUUCUGAUUAUGCUAAUUUCAAAUGAGAACUCCUGCCUUAAAAUAUUUUUUAAUUUAAUGGUCAGUAUAUUUUGUAAAAAAGAAGUCAUGUUAAUUUAUUUCAUGGUUCCCAUUAAUAUCUUCCUAAUUUUCUUGUAUAUAUUUUGUUAUGUGUUUAAGGCCACGUACUGUAAUGUUAUUAUGAAACCUCUUUUAAAAAUCUGAAAUAACAUAUUAAGGUCACAUAAUAAUACCCCAUCUGCUA
Suncus etruscus (white-toothed pygmy shrew) is the source of this 2445-nucleotide messenger RNA. RefSeq names its product protein tyrosine phosphatase receptor type E (gene PTPRE). The coding region runs from base 125 to 2227 and encodes 700 amino acids. The record is from RefSeq and is a predicted model, not a curated record. Gene Ontology annotation, biological process: protein dephosphorylation. Gene Ontology annotation, molecular function: protein tyrosine phosphatase activity. NCBI's taxonomy places the organism in Eukaryota, Metazoa, Chordata, Mammalia, Eulipotyphla, Soricidae. The transcript is spliced from 22 exons.